AUGGAUGCGAGGGCAAUUUCGUGGCGUUGUGUGAUAGGGUCGAUGCAAACGAAUGUCUGUUUUGGCCCUUGGCAGGGUAGGGAACGUCUCCUUGCGCCGAAGAAAGAAGACGGACGAAGAAAACGGCGCACACGUGCUGAUCAAACGUCGCUCGCGUACGGUCACACAACGUGCCGUGACAUCGGAGUGCGCGCGCUUCCGUCAGCAGGCUGCGAGAUCACGCCCAAUGCAGUAAUGCGAGCCCCCGAGAGCGCGAGAAAUGAAAGUUUCGGCUACUCAGACGGCGAAGAGUCACCACGUCUUCGCUCGCCAGAAUCAGUGGCGGCCCGAACUCUACCCCAGUCAGGCGUAAUCCGGAUCCGGCACCUCGAUCAUAUCUCCCGGAAAUCGCCGAAGCCUCUCCGUUUUUUUCCAGUCAUGGCCUCCGCACCGUUCAUUGUCUUCGGGUAUGGAUCGCUCAUAUUCAAGCCUCCGCCGCAUGCCGUAAGCAGAGAGCCGGGAUUCCUCAAAGGAUACGUGCGCCGGUUUGCACAGGAGUCGCACGACCAUCGGGGCACUCCCGAAAACCCUGGGCGGGUCGUGACACUGGUCCACAAGGAGGACUGGGAUCUGUUCUCUCAAGCCGAUCCGUUCCCUGACGAGGACAUCGUAUGGGGCGUUGCGUACACGAUUGAUCCAGAACACGUAGAUGAAGUUCGCGCAUAUCUCGAUUACCGUGAGAAGGUUCGCGCUCUUCUCGAGUCGAUUGGAGGACCAGCGCCGACCCAGCCUAUGUACGUUCCCUGCCGCGCCCAAUUUGUGAUUAUGGAAACUCAUGUUGAGCUGACAGCGGACGCAGUCGGAUCUGCUGAGCCUCUUUCGGCACUCGCGGAGCGAAUCCACGUCUCUGCUGGACCCUCUGGCCCAAACAAGGUGAUGGGUCCCGAAUAUCUCUUCAACUUGGCCACAGCUGUCCGGGAGCUGGCCCCGGAGUCGAGAGACAGUCACCUGUUCGCCCUGGAGGUCAGCGCGCCGUUUCCCAUGCAUUCCACCCUGCAACCUGAAUCCGGACAUAGGCUCUGGUCAAAGACUUGGAAGCUCGAGCUGUGCCAUAGCGUUAUCCUCCUGUCUGAAAGGCGAUCAAAUACUGAUGAUCAAAUCAUUCCGCCCGUCAGGCCUUUGUUCUUGAUUGCCGUGGCGGUGGGUACAAAAGGACAGAACUGUUUUAAAGAAGGCUAUUACCACUACCACUACGGCUCCCACUCCCACUCUCUGAUGGCUCCCACCCGCCACGCACGACCGACACGCUCGCCGACGAUGACCGACUGCUUCAGCCCUCCCUCGCCACACGCUCCUUCCACGAAGUCUAAGAAUCACGGUCCUUGGCAGACCCCGCUGACGCGGCUGGGCUUGGGGAAGGGCGCGAAGCAGCCGAUGACGAUGACACGCACGAACUUCAUGAACGAUGAGAACAAGACGACGGAGCAGCUCGGGGAUGUGGCGGAGUAUAUCAUGCGCAGACCUUCUGCCGGUGAUACGACCGUGCUCCGUGCCACGAAGAAGAGGACGACGACAAAACCGCCAACGGAGGAGCGGGAGGAUGAGGAUGGGGCAUGUGUGGUGAGGCAGCGGACUGACUCGGAUGCGACAUUGCGUGGUGUGAAAAUUACGAGGCAGUCUUCAAAGAAGGAGUGUAAGGAUGAAAGAUCUACAACGGAUUGUGUUUCCUUCCCCAAAAGUCCAGAAGUGCCCCCUCAAUUUUCGAGCCACCGCAUCCGAGGUAACGUCUCCGGUGCGCGGCUGCUGCCGAACGGGUGCUACGAGCUCGACCCGGAAGAGUACACUCUGUCCAUCCAGUACCACUCUGGACCGCACUUCGAGUUUUGGGACAAUUCAGACAACUACCUCAUGGUCACCGGGCUCGCUCUGUGUAUCCGACUGCGCGACCCGGACAAAUGGGAUCACAUUCCCCUCGCUAGGCCGACGCUCAACGUGGGCGCAAUCCUGUGCACCAGCGCGCCCAUCGUCUGUGCCCCAGCGCACUACCGAAGCUCACCUGCGUCCAAAUUCGCCGUGAGCUACCACGGGACGACGUUGAACCGCGCUCCACCGUCUGAGGAUCCGGCGACCUGGGGAAUCGUCGCUGACUCGGUGUGGAAUAGAGAGCCAGGAUGUACCUCUGGACCGCGCGUCGCGCGGCUUUUAGCGUUCAUGGUCCCGAUGCCAACCACGCUAUUCGACAAGUGCGAGACCAGGGUAUUCGAUGUGAGCGCCUGCGUCAGCUUGAAUGAGAAAUCGAGGCAUAUCGUGUCCUCGAUGGAGCGGAUUACGGUGUCGCAUUUGCAGCGGGAACGAGACAUGUCCUGCAAGUGUACUACCACUAGUACUACAUACACCGAUAGGGGCUGAUGGUUUGAUUCGAAUCGCCUUGUACGAUUUUGGCCUCUUCCGCUCAUCACUUUCACGUAAAUCCGCGCCGCAAGUCUGUUUGCCACGCGCGCCAGAGAGAGAGCAACUCAGGAGCGAUUUCAGGGUCGACCUAAGCUGAAUAUUGAGUGGCAGCGCGGUGUGAACAUGCAUGCUUGACUUACGUCCAGCCAGGACACGACAGCGCGCACUUCGGACAGGACCCGAGAAUAGGCGAAUCGCGCGUCGCCCAGCGCGCCUAACAACUCUGCCGUGGGGACCGAAUUGGAUAGAUGCUCGGUCCAUCGGCGUCGGAUGUACUGAUACGUCGUG
Messenger RNA from Mycena citricolor, 2718 nucleotides. The record is from the annotation of a GenBank genome assembly. NCBI's taxonomy places the organism in Eukaryota, Fungi, Basidiomycota, Agaricomycetes, Agaricales, Mycenaceae.